Messenger RNA from Fusarium verticillioides 7600, 1377 nucleotides. RefSeq lists its product as hypothetical. Lineage: Eukaryota; Fungi; Ascomycota; Sordariomycetes; Hypocreales; Nectriaceae. Gene Ontology annotation, molecular function: oxidoreductase activity, acting on NAD(P)H. The coding region runs from base 122 to 1168 and encodes 348 amino acids. The record is from RefSeq and is a predicted model, not a curated record. The transcript has 3 exons.
CUAUCAUGACGCCAUUUAGCGGCAUAAAUGUUCUCAAGAGCUUCUUUAUCUUGAUGGUAUUCACCAAGCAAGUCUUAUCAUUACUCACAGAACCGCAACUACAAUAAAAGAAACCGACAUCAUGACCACUAAAGCUAUCGUAUUCGUCGAGAAGGGCAAGGCCACUAUCCAGGAGGUGCCGAAGCCCAAGCUCCGAGACGAUUAUAUCCUCGUCAAGGUCAAUGCCGUUGGCUUGAACCCUACCGACUGGAAGCAUAUCGACUUUGGCCUAACUAAAGCUGGUUCUAGGAUCGGAUGUGACUACGCUGGCAUCGUCGAGGAAGUUGGCCCCAAGGUCACCAAGCCUUUCAAGAAGGGCGACCGGAUCAGCGGUGUAGUCCAUGGAGCUGAUGCAACCCAGCUCGAGAACGGAGGCUUUGCCGAGUACAUCGUGGCAAAGGGAGACGUUCAAAUCAAGACGCCCGAUAAUGUUACUGACGAGGAGGCUGCUACUCUCGGCAUCUCUAUUGCCACAGUAGGCCAGGGCCUUUACAAGACUCUAGGACUGCCUCUCCCCACCGAGGGUAAGAAGAGCGACGAGUUUAUUCUCAUUUACGGCGGUAGCACUGCAACUGGUAUCUAUGGUAUCCAGUUCGCCAAACUUUCGGGGCUGAGGGUCAUCGCGACAGCUUCUCCUCACAACUUCGACUAUCUCAAGUCCCUCGGAGCUGAGGCAGUCUUUGAUUACAAGUCGCCCAAUGUCGCUGAGGAAAUUCGCAAGUACACCAACAAUACCCUCAAGCUCGCCUGGGACUGCACCGCCCAAGGUGUCGCCAUCAGCGCUGGAGCUAUCAGCACCGAAGGUGGCAAGUACGCUACUCUUCUGCCAGUCGAGAAGCAACAGUUGCUCGAUGUGAACCCUAAGAUUGAUGGACCUUAUGUCACGCUUAUGUAUUCCAUCUUUGGCGAGCGAUUCUUCAAGGGGCAGGAGACUCCUGCUCAGCCUGAGGAGUUUGAGUUUGCGAAGAAGUUCUGGGAGAUUAGCCGACAGCUGCUUGAGGAGGGUAAGCUGAAGGCUCCUCAAACGUUUGUCAACCGUGGCGGUAGUGGUUUUGAGGGUAUUUUGAAGGGUCUGGAUGAAUUGAGAGCGAACAAGGUUUCUGGAGGAAAGCUGGUGUAUACUCUGUGAGAUGUGCAUUGAAGAAGUAUGGAAGCAUUAGAAGGAUGAGACAUUAAUAUGCGCCUUGCAUGAACGAGAGUUAUUGGCUACUCUCUUUGCAUGUUGUGGCUAUAUACCUAAACUUUAAUCUAAUUACCUCGAGGUGAUGCAUAAAUGAAGCAAUAAUGUCAAAAAGCCAUCCAAAACUCUAUGCCUAGGUAAUAAGACAAGUAAGGGGG